AUGAGGCAAGACCAGCACCCAGGUCAGGGGUUGGGGAGGAGCCUGGAUGGCCAGUUCUGGCCCAACCUCCUCGCCAACGGCCACCCGCCCUCUGGCCCCGCCCUCCAGCCCUCAGCCGCGCCCUCUCGCCCUCUGGCCCCGCCCUCCAGCCCUCAGCCGCGCCCUGGCAGCCUUUGUCCAGCUCUUUCCCGGGCCGCAGUGCGCAGGUGCGGCGCGCCAGCUUCGCGUUUGAAACAUGGCGCGGGCCAGCGGUUGGGUCUAUGUGAAGAGACUGCCCGGCAGCACAGCGGCCUGGGUCCCCACCGCGACCUGGCUGAGCUUCAGUCUUCAUCUAUUCCUGGAACCUAUGAAGAGAAGAUUACUCACCUGGGGAAUUCUCUGAUGCAUUUGACAGGUCUGAAAUCCUUAGAUCUCUCACGUAACUCCUUGGUUAGUCUUGAGGGCAUUCAGUAUCUGGUCUCCUUGGAGAGUCUCAAUCUCUCCUACAACUGUAUAUCCUCAUUAGCAGAAGUAUUGCGGCUCCUCCUAGUGGAGCUCCAGGAUGUGGACUUCCGGUUUAACCCUGUUGUAAAGAAUGAUGACUACUGCCUGUUUGUCGUGCACACGCUCCCCGAGCUCUGACAGCUGGACAAUCGUCCCAUGAGAGAGAGUGAGCAGAAGGCUUCUUAGCUUCAUUUUGUUUCAGAGAACUCCCUGGACUCAAAGGAGAGCUUCUCAGCAACUUUGACAGUUGUAAGACCACACCACUCCAGAGCCAGGUGUGCUGAUGUUUCCACCAAGAAAUGCUUGGUCAUGGAUGCUGAUGAUGAGGCAGUCCUGAAUCUCAUCACUGGGUGUGAGUGGGACUUAAGCAAUCCUCCUGGGAGUACAAGCUCCAGCCAGAAGGAGCAUGAGGCUGACUUCCAUUAUGCCCGAGAGUCCGGACAACUGUUGAGUCCUUUGUCCAUCCAGCACCAGUGUGGGGACUCCGUGAGGAGAGACCAUGAGAAGAAGAAAGGCAACUCCAGAGGGUGCUGCUCAGGCAGCCCACAGGACGAGCUCUGUGGGGAGCUCCCCCUGCAGUAUGGAGUGCCGGAGGCCUGCCAUGUACACAUGCAGCACACCCGCUCUCCUUCUCAUCCAGACUCUGUGGAUGUUGAAGACUGUGUUUCAUCGUCUCAGAAGUUAAGUUUAUCAUCACAAAAAAUAUUAACUCCUUUGCCUGUUCCUGAAAAGUAUAGGAAACGAAGGAUGCCUGGGGGAUUCCAGGUGCCUUCAGACAGAGAGUACCUGAGGUGCCUGGAGAGGGCCGAUGGGCCUAUCAGCCUGGAGGACAGUCUGAGCAGACAGGAUGGCUUGGAGGGUCACAGUCAGGUGACCUCGUCUCACUCUGAGGCUUUAGAGACUGAAAAGAGGACAUCUCAUGGCACAAGUGACACCAGGGUGCUGUCUCCUAAACAGUGCUUGGCAGCCGUGCCUGGGCAGAGGCCUGCCCUAGAAGUGGCACUCCUGGAGGCGCUCCUCGACCUGAUAAACAGGUACUCGAGUGGCAGUGGGUCUCUGCAUGGCAAUGAGGCAUUCCUGGCUCAAGCCAGGCACAUCUUGUCAUCUGUUCAAGAGUUCACAGUAGCUCAGGACAAUUCAUUACGUGAACAGGAAGGCAUUAGCCACCUGACCCUUGAAAAUAGGUCUCUGCAAAGCCGCCUUUCUGAGCAGCAACAGCAGUACACCACGACGGUGAGCAAGAUGACAGCAGAGCUGAACAGCACACGGAGGGAGCUGCUGAGCUGUGACACCUUGAGACAACAUUUAGACAAAUCUUUGGAGGAGAAUAGUCACUUAAAAUCUCUGGUUAGCAGGAAAAAAGAAGUAAAAAAUGCAGACACUUCAGCUGCAUUAACUUUGCAGAUCGCUGAGCAGCGUGUCUACAUAUGGCUUUAUUUGUAUCCCUUGUUCAGAUUUAGGGAACUGGACUUCAGGAGUACGAAGCAGCUCUCUGGGGAGGCUGUGGAGCUGAAGCAGCACUUGGAGCACUAUGACAAGAACCAGGAGCUCACCCAGAUGCUGCAAGAGAGUCACAGCUCCCUGACCAAUGAACACCUCCAGCAGGAGCUGAGCUGCACACGGGCACAACACAGGGCCGAGGUGCAGCAGAUGCACUGGAGCUUCCAGGAGGUCAAGAAGACUGCUGCCCUGUUCCCACUCCACAGCACCCGACUCGGUGGCCGCCAGUCCUGCUAGUGCCCACUGCUGAGCCAUGUUCUCCAUCACUCGCAGCCCCAGGGUUGCACCUGCACGUCUGUUUAUCUGAAUAUGCUGGUGAGACUUGUGAUUACAUUAAGAUUCUCAAAAUGUGUUCAUGGCCUGAAAUUUGGCUUGCUAAAUGUGUCCUAAGUUGACAGGUGAACCCUGGACUUUGCCAUGUAAGAACUAAUAUAUUGUUAUGAAAACUUAACUUUUUAAAAUGACUCUUUAUAAAUUAUAACUGACUUUUGCAUUAAAUUCUUCUGUGAAACAUGCUACACACCCCCACAGUAGGUGAACAGGAAGA
Nannospalax galili (Upper Galilee mountains blind mole rat) is the source of this 2530-nucleotide messenger RNA. It is a transcript of the gene Cep72, whose product is annotated as centrosomal protein 72. Lineage: Eukaryota; Metazoa; Chordata; Mammalia; Rodentia; Spalacidae. Gene Ontology annotation, biological process: centriole replication; regulation of protein localization to centrosome; spindle organization. The record is from RefSeq and is a predicted model, not a curated record. Gene Ontology annotation, molecular function: protein binding. Gene Ontology annotation, cellular component: centriolar satellite.